Drosophila arizonae is the source of this 531-nucleotide messenger RNA. RefSeq lists its product as uncharacterized. Lineage: Eukaryota; Metazoa; Arthropoda; Insecta; Diptera; Drosophilidae. The record is from RefSeq and is a predicted model, not a curated record.
AUGUUGUUUGCCUUUGUGCUGCUCUUGUUGGUGGCAGAGAUUCACUCGGCCAUUCAAUCGCGGUUCACAAAUAUUGAGUGCAAGAUGCUAGAUCCAUCCUAUGCCGUCUAUGAGCAAUGUAAACUGAAAGUUCUUGGUCGUGGUAUCGUUGGAUUGAAUGUAAAAGCGACCCUGAAGAAGGGCCCCUUCAAUAAUGCCAAGAUCAAUAUGAGCCUUUGGCGGAAAUUUAAUGGCUACCAUCCCUUUCUUGUGAAUUCCACCUUUGAUUUCUGCAAGUAUAUGGACAAGUCAACCAGGAAAAUGUCAUAUGAGAAAGUGCUUAUGGAUUACUUAAAUAAAAACUCGAACUUGAAUCAUUCUUGCCCUUACGAAGAUAGUAUAAUUAUAAAAAACCUGGUCUUCGACGCCAACUUUUUCAAGUUUCUCCCAUGGCCACCAGGCAACUAUAUGUUCCAGCUUAUGGCAGCUACCGAUAACGACUGGAAAACAGUCGUUAACGUACACUUCAUCAAUACUGAAAUCAAUGACUGA